Messenger RNA from Austrofundulus limnaeus, 5269 nucleotides. RefSeq names its product connector enhancer of kinase suppressor of ras 2. The record is from RefSeq and is a predicted model, not a curated record. Lineage: Eukaryota; Metazoa; Chordata; Actinopteri; Cyprinodontiformes; Rivulidae. Gene Ontology annotation, molecular function: protein binding. Gene Ontology annotation, biological process: regulation of signal transduction. Gene Ontology annotation, cellular component: cytoplasm; membrane.
GUCUGGAUGACUGCCUCCAGCAGUAUGUGAAGAGUUUUGAGCGGGAGCAGAUCGGGGGAGAGCAGCUGCUGCACAUCACCCAUCAGGAGCUGGAGGAGCUUGGGGUCACCAGAAUAGGUCACCAGGAGCUCAUCUUGGAAGCUGUGGACCUCCUCUGUGCUCUGGUCUCCCUUUGCCAGCGUGACAGAGUAUUCAUUACUGAAGAACAACAUUGUGCAGCUCUGCUUAGAGCUGACCACCAUCGUCCAACAGGACUGCACAGUGUACGAGACGGAGAAUAAGAUUCUUCACGUGUGUAAGACCUUAGCAGGCAUCUGCGACCACAUCAUUUCCCUGUCAUCGGACUCCCUGGUCUCUCAAUCAGCCCAUCUGGAGGUGGUCCACCUUACCAGCAUCAUGCCCAGUGAAGGACUGGGGAUGUAUAUCAAAUCUACCUAUGAUGGACUUCAUGUUAUCACAGGAACCACAGAGAAUUCUCCAGCAGAUCAGUGUAAGAAGAUCCAUGCUGGAGAUGAAGUGAUCCAAGUCAACCACCAGACAGUGCCAAUUCCCACCAGUCCCACCAGCACGUCCCCCACACCAGGUGGAACUCUGGGCAUGUCCAAAAUGGAUGCUCCAAGCAUGCAGGACGUCUACAUCCUGUCUCCUGUUUCUGGUCUCUACAGCCCCAGGGAAGAGAUGGGCCUGAUGUCAUGUGACGACAUCAGCCGCUACAGCGUGAGCUCCCAGUCCGGCUCCAAAGGAUCGGAGGCCGUCAGCUACUACCUGGACCAGGACAGUGGUCAGUACUUCUCCCUGCUAGAAGGAGAUGGACCGGUUGGGCCUGACUAUGACCGCGGUCGCAAUACAGGAGUGCGACGACGGGACAAGACCCCAACGCAUGGUGAUCUCAGACCCGUUUCCAUGCCUCCUGAAUAUAACUGGAUGGCUGAGGCCAAGGAACCCAGCAUGGGAAAGAGAGGGAGCCGAGAUUCGGACAACUCCCUGCUCCGUUACCUCAGUGACGACAAGAUUCUGGUGAUCGAGGAGGAGCCGGAGGGUUUGAGCAGAGAAAGUCGGCGCGAUUCCACCAGACGCUCUCGACGCAAGAGCCGCAAUCCCAGCAGCCCCAGCUUUCCCAUCAGCCCUUCCAUGCUGUCGUCCACCCUGCGUCUUGACCAGCCACCUGAACCUCUCCCCCGAAGUGUGGACACUUUGCGAGCAGACACAACAGACAGGUUCUCGGGCACAGGGAGUUCAGGAGCUGCUUCCAUGAGAAAGUCUUUCCAUUACACAUCUCUAAGAGCAAAAACCAAAAAGAGAAGUAAAGGUUCCCUAACCAGUGCCAGUCGGAGGAGAAUCUCCUGUAAGGACCUGGGUCACGGUGACUGUGAGGGCUGGCUGUGGAAGAAGAAAGAUGCUAAAGGCUAUUUCACCCAAAAAUGGAGGAAGUACUGGUUCAUCCUCAAAGAAUCCUGCCUCUACUGGUACACCAACCAAAAUGAUGAGAAGGCUGAGGGCUUCAUCAGCCUCCCCGAGUUCAGAAUAGACCGCGCCAUAGAGUGCAGGCGGAAAUUUGCCUUCAAAGCAUGUCAUCCCAAAAUCAAGAGCUUCUUCUUCGCCACAGAUUGUCUCGAGGAAAUGAACAGGUGGAUGAACCGACUGGGUUUAGCUGCCAUCGGCUACACUCCAGAUGAUAAGGUGCCACGCCCCGAUGAAGACUACUGGAGUGAGAGUGAUCAAGAUGAGGUCGAUGGAUCAAUGACACUUAAGCAGGAAGGACCUUCAUCUCUCUGUGAUACUUACCAUCGCACACCUUCGAUGGUGUCUUCCACCUCCCCUCUCCCUCUCCAGGUGAACUCUUCCAGUCCUUUCCCGGAGUCCAAACACGGCCGACAUUUCUCGAGCGAGUCCACGCACUCCCAUUCGUCAGCAGAGGACCAACGUGGGGACGGCAUGGGCAUGGGGACAGGCAGCACCAGCACGCACUCGUCGGGCUGCCGAUCCUCUCAUCGCGAGCGCCGCUCCUGGCAGGACCUCAUUGAGACCCCGCUGACCAGCGCCGGGCUGCACUUCCUCCAGACAGCGCCGGGCGACAGCGACUACGGUAGCCCAAUGGGCGGCAUGGCUGGAGAGAUGGGGUUUUACGGAGGGCUGGGUAGGCAGGGGAUAUCCCCAGAAAGACGCUGGCAAGCUACGCUGCCCGUACGGAGACACCACGCGGCAGAGAGGGACAGGGAGCGGGACGGGCCCUUUCCCCUGGAGCGAGGCCCGUACACACACAGCCACACACACCGACGCUCCCACAAGCAGCGCAGCCAGAGUCUACCCAGAAACAGGGACCCAAUGCCUGGAAAGUUCAUCCAUGCUUCGGCUCAUAUGGAGGAGAGGAGUGAAGACGAGGAGGCAGAGGGACAGGCAGAUUUACUUGAGGCAGAAGAUGACCUGCGGGACUUUAGAGUCGACUGCAGAGAGAGGAGGGUSUCAGAAGGACGGGAGCGGCGAGUGUCAGAGGGACGCGAGCCCGAGCCGCUAGAGGGGUUAGAGCAGCUUUACCGGGCCCUCGAGCAAGCCAACGUGACGCCUCUAGGAGACCCCAAACCCUGCAGCAGGCAGGAGCUUCGACGUUGUUUCACCCAGCGAGUCAGAGACCCCCUGCUCAACGAUCGGCUGCACCGAGUCCGAGCCCUCCGCAGCACUUUGAAGGCCAAAGAGUCGGAGCUGGCGGUGAUCUGCGCCCUCCUGGAGGACCCCGGCCUGUGCUCUCAGACCUUCAGAGAGUGGAAACUGUGGCACACCGAGCUCUACUCAGACAUCUGCCAGCUCAGCCCCGGCACCAACGGCCAGGAUGACCUCUCCCCGCUGGCUGCGCCGCUUAUGACCCACACACACUCCUUCAUUGAGACGCACGUGUGAAGAAACUUAUAAAAACAACAACAAGCUGAGCUGAUACACACACAGUCGCUCAGUCUCACACCGACACAGAGCUUUACAUUCUCCUGAUCACGACUCGGAGCACGCACCCACUCACACAGGAACAUUGUAAGAUGUGUAAAUAUCAUAGAGGGAAACGGUAUGAGACCUGCGUGUAUGAACUUUUGAUAAUCCCAAGGACCCCACAGGGUGCCUGUUGCAUGCCUGAACAGAACGCAUUAAUCUUCCUUUGUUUAUGGAACUGGCCAAAUGCUUGUCAAGCAAAACAGGAAAAAAAGAAAGGAGACUUAAUAUUGUUUCUUUGUGUUCUCUACAUUUAGCUACUUUUUUGAUUGUUGUUUUAUGUUUUGGUUGAUUUUUAAGGGAGCAGGGGGAGCUAUGUAGCAGCAAUACAGAAGAAAAUCCUUUUCACCACAGCACUGUACUUUUUUACUGAUGAACUUUGCACCCAGAGCCACCAGUUCUCCCCCUUUCUCUUCGCUUUUGUUUUAUUUAAUGUUUUUUUUUUUCGUCUUCUUCUGACCACAUCUGUCAUUGAUUUUACUUACAGGGACCUCACUGUUAAUUCGGGCCAAUCUCAGACAGGGACACGUGAGGGAGGYGUAAGACUGACGGGUUAGCUAUCAGUGCUGGUGUUUUCACCAUUUCUCUGGGAAUCCAUGAAAUCUAAGCAUGGAGCAGCAGCACACGCUCUUUUAAACUGUGAAGUGUUUCAGAAACGCCCUUUGAACUGCAGAAGGAGGCUCCUCUGUCUGCACCCUCUUUUUCUGUCAACCCCUCUCUUUACCUCCUUUCUGUUUCUUUUUAUUUUUUUUAAUCUAAGCUCUCAUAGACUUGUGUAUAUGUGUAUACUGCUGUGUAUACUAAUGUAAAUGUUUGCGUUCCACUUCCACUGUGAUACGCUUUUAGAGGUAGCGGAGGGGAAGAGACGGCGCGUUUGUAUUUGGGGGAAAGAUUUUAUUUACUUCUUUUUUUCACUUUUUAAUUUUAACAGCGAAUGCAAGACAUAAAGAGUUCCUUCCAAACCAGUCACUCACUACAAAGAAUGCACUUUCUAUUUCUCUAUCUCAUCGGCUGCAUCACAGGGUCUGUCUYAUCAGCCCUCCUUCCCCAUCACUGUUCAGAUAUCAGGUAAAUGCAUCCGCCACCCCAUUUUCUAAAAAUUUGUGUACAGUCUACAGAUAUAUUUAAACAUAGGAGAAUAUAUAAAUCUAUUUACGUUUUGUGUCAUAGGUAUAAUGUAAAGUAUGAUGUAUUCWAUGCCAAGGUUUUGCAGUGUCUCCCUCUUCACUCUGUAGACGCAGGGUGCUCAGCAGCUGAACAACCGGGAAGCAAACAACCACCACCACUGACAGCUGAGCGACAGUUUUUACCGGUUUAAGCCUCCUGCYGUCGUGUUGCAGGAGGAAAGGUCUCGGACCGGUUUUCUUAAAGGACAGGGUUUUCAAAUACUGUGGAUCCUUUUUUUUUUAGUUCGCCUCUUCACAUUUUUGCAGGAUUUGUAGCGCRUGAUACAUGCAAAUAUUCUCACAAAGGUCUUCUCUCUCUCUCUCUUUUUUUUUCUUGUUAGAUAAUGUUAGAAGACACACACUGUACAACAACUGAGGGGGGCAACGUUUGCUCCUCGGUUUUAUUGAAAUAAUGCAGAUCUUUUCUUUAGCAUCCACGCAAAAGGAUUCAGUUCGUUGCUCUGGUUUAUUAAACCUGACACAGUCUUGGUGAAAAAAAGUGAACCUUCUUUCUAUUCUAAGGUUUUUACGUAACAGGACAUAAUGAGAAAKGAUCAGAUUUUUUACCAGGUUCUAAAAUUAUUCAAAUCUUAUGUCUAGUUUUCAAAAACCCUCAUCAGAUUCCAACCUUUCUUUAUUAAAAGAAAAAUGAAAUCAAAAUGGAAACGCUUGAACAGCUUGUAAGACCAUCUUUAGCAGUAAUAACUUGCAGUAGUUGUUUUCUGGAUUUCAUCAGUCUCUUACAUCRUGGAGGAAUUCUGUCCACUCUUCUUUCUGACGUUGCUUCAGUUCCUUGAGGUUUGCAGACGUUUGUUUCUGAGCAGUUCCCUUAAGCUCCCUUGACAGUAUUUUUAUCAGGUUGAGGUCUGGACCAUUAAAAGGGUAGAGUGCCUCCUCUGGGUCUGGGAASAGGUCCUGCCCUAAGUGGAGGAGUUUAAGUAUCUCKGGGUCUUGUUCACGAAUGAGGGAAGAAUGGAGCGGGAGAUUGACAGGUGGGUUUGUGUUGCGUCUGCAGUGAUGUGGACGCUGUAACCGUCUGUCGUGGUGGCCGGUCUACGUUCCUACCCUCAGCUUUGGGUAGUGACCAAAAGAACGAGAUCGUGAAUACAAGCGGCCAAAAUGAGUUU